CCAACAGUGGCGCAUUGCUGACCCCGUGUGCUAAAAGUGCAAGGUGAGGCAAACUUGAUUCACAGCAACAACUACAACCAGUUUGCAGGAAUUACUAGGCAACUCGACAAUUGCAGAGUAAGGAUCAACCACACACAAGGAAUCGCCACCAUGAGCUCAUUCAAGAAGCGUGUGCCGUCUGCACAAGCGAGUCUUCCAGCCGGGUGUCGCCUCUCUGCCUACAACGGACAGGUUCUCAUAUCGACAGGUGUUCCUUCGCUGGACGACAUUCUCGGCGGUGGACUCCCCGUGGGCACUAUCCUUUUGAUUCAGGAGGAUCGCCAGACCUCGUACGGACAACUCUUGCUCAAAUACUUCUUGCGACAGGGUAUCGUCGUGGGCGACAAGUGUGUCGUUGUCAGCGGCGAUGAGAAACCAGAGGCGAUUGUUAGGUCCCUUAUGGGGAUCGCAGGCGAAGAGAGCUCAACGAUCCAGGUCCAACAGGGAGUCGAUAAUCGGGAUGAUGAUGAUGAGCGUGGCAGUAGCGGUCGAAGGAAGAAGUUGAGCGGAUCACAAAAUGUAGAGGAUGAAGACUCGGAGCAGGAUCGACUAAAGAUCGCAUGGAGAUAUAGCGGGCUCAAGAAGUUUGAGAGCGGUGUGGAAAGUCGCCCACAGCCAGCCAUUUCGUCGCGUGUGGAUCAAGCAGCAUCAUCGGCUACAGGGCUCACGCCCAGUCAAAUCCCGUUCUGCGAGCAGUUUGAUCUUACCACACGGAUCUCAGCCAAGGCAUUGGAAUCAGCCGAUACGACGCUGAUCGACUCGGGGGAAUUGCUGAGGAGCAUGAACAGCGACAUUAGCAAGGACUCUGGGAUCGAUAGCGAUGAAAGCUCUCUGGACGAGGAUGACAGCGAUAGUUCAGGAAGAAACCAGCAGGACUUGUAUAGGAGUGUGCUCGAUAAGAUCAGAGAGACGGUUAUUCAAGGUGGAUUCAGUACCACGCUCGUCAAAGACCCUUCAGAACCUGCACCUGCGCCAAGUGCCGCUGGACUAUCAAAGAGACAUAUCUGCAGAAUCGGCAUCAACUCGAUCGCAUCUCCUAGCUGGAGAAGUAAAACUCCACAGGAUCUGUACAAGUUCUUGCAUGCAUUGCGUGGUCUUUUGCGUUUCAGUUUUGGCGCCGCUGUGAUCACCAUCCCAGCUCACCUUUACGGUACCGCUGAUCAGCGACACGCGACAGAUGGUUCUACAACUUCGCCCUUCAUUCAUCGGCUUGAACAGUUGUGCGACGCCUCUGUCAGAAUUGAAUCCUUUGCCGGCGCUCUCACUAAUGCCUCAUCUGCAGCAUCCGACUACCACGGCUUGUUCCACGUUCACAAAGUACCUGUUUUAAAUGCAUUGAUCCCUUCUUCCACAAAGCUGUCUGUUUUGCUGGACGGAGCUGCUAAAGGAUCGGGAGGACCUAGUGGGCAUGGCAACAGCGGCGGAUCUAGCAAGGGCGUUAAUAACCUGGGAUUCAAAGUCCGGAGGAAGCGAUUUGCAAUCGAGACUUUCCAUUUGCCGCCGGAGGGCGGUGUAGGACAGAGGCGGACGUCUGCAGAACCGUCCAGCGCAUCGACAUCGUUGUCAGAUCGCAAGUCGACAUCUUCAACAUCGUCGGCGUCUUCCUCUUCUACGAGCAGUGCAGAACCAUCUUCAGGAUCACUUAGGAAGCCAGCGUCGACGGAGGGUAGCAACACGCGUUCGAGAUCAUUGGGUAUGGGCAAGAGCGGCAGCAGUACCAGCAACAAUGGCGGUGGAAAGGUCGAUGUGCACUCUGUUCCCGGCGCGAGUGGGAUGGCACGUAAAAUGAUGGGAUUGCCACCAAAAGGAAUCGAGGGCGCAGUGGCUUCUGGAUGUAGUACUGAAGGGCCGGAUGCUGGGGGACACCAGCAUACACAUGGACACGGACAAAAGCUAAGGCAAGGACGUGGAGGUGCGCUGAACAACAGUCUGCUUGACUUUUAGUUCAGAAUUAGUGAGCGGAAGUCGGAAAAUAAAAAAUAAAAGUGCUGUUAUUUCCAUCUCAGGAACCGGAGAGGAAAUAAAGGCACAGACCGUGAG
This is a messenger RNA of Gamsiella multidivaricata, 2079 nucleotides long. RefSeq names its product PAXNEB protein-domain-containing protein. Bases 151 to 1983 code for a protein of 610 amino acids. The transcript has 3 exons. Gene Ontology annotation, biological process: tRNA wobble uridine modification. Gene Ontology annotation, cellular component: cytoplasm; elongator holoenzyme complex; transcription elongation factor complex. The record is from RefSeq and is a predicted model, not a curated record. Lineage: Eukaryota; Fungi; Mortierellomycota; Mortierellomycetes; Mortierellales; Mortierellaceae.